AUGAAUAAUUUGAAUUUUCUCCGUGAAGAGCCACCAUUAAAUUGGCUCGAUUAUUUUGUUGAUCGAAAGAAAUUCGGAAAAUUUUUGGAAUCCGAAAGAUCAGAUCCCAAGCAGCUAUCUGCAUUGGCAAAUCAGUUCACAGAUCAAGCCGUAUUGAUUGAUAAGGAAUGUGAUAUGUUGAUACGAAAAGAGUAUGACGAAGAAGAUUUAGCAUAUAAUAGAUAUAAAUCAGCUCAGUUAUGGAUUUGUGCUUUAUCAUGCUUCGCAUCAAUCAAUUGGAAUCUGGACCUUAUGAAACAAUGCUGUAAUAUCUUAUCUAUGAAAGCCCUUAUGAAUCGACUUGUGGCAUUUUGUUAUCCGGCAAAAAUCAUAAGUUCGAGUGAAGACGUGUUGCCGGUGUUGACAGAAGUUCAUACAGAAUCAAAAGUUGAAUUUGAGAAACCGGAACAGCUUUUCGCAUGUUGGUUAUAUGCCACGUGGUUGCUUGAAGUAGAUGUUGAUGGGCGCUUUCCAGAAAAUGUUGCAAAACCAACUGUCAGCAAUCCACUGAACCAAUUUGAUGCAAAUCUCAUGCAGGCGGAGCAGUUCAAAAAUUGUAUUGCUGAGUUACGAAGAAGCGUUGAAGUUGCUGAAAAGUUAUUGAAAACACUGUUAGAAAGUAGUCGUAAAGUCCAUAUGAUUGUGCCCGCAAAAGAUUGCUUCUUGGAAGCUUUAUCAAAGGAACCAAAUUUAAUUACUGAUAGUGUUUUAAACUUGGGAAACAUAUGCACCAAUUCGGUUCCAGUCCUUAAUUUCGAAACAUCAAAUGUACGAUUGGAUCACAAUUUCUGGACGUUGACGGUCCGGUAUUCAUUGAUGUGCAAUCAUUUUGCUGCUGGUAAAGUCCAAGAAACAAGGAGUGAUUUAGAAGAGAUUGUGAAAAAUUGGCCCAAACGUAAGAAAGGAUUAAUGGACAAUGUUGUACUUGGUAUAAACGAAAGUGAUUUGACCGGUUACUGUAAUGCCGUAGGCAUCACGCAUUCGUAUUGUUUUUCCACUCCACUUUCCCAUAAUGAAUUAAUGUUUGCAGCAGUCACUGAAAAGACGUUAGAUACUUUGGAUAAUUAUUCAUUGGUACAUCGGUCGGAAUGCCAGAGGAUUGCUUGUACAUCAGAGUCUGCCCUCGUAGAUGAUAUUUUGGCCGAAAAUACUGUUUUGGAAUAUUGCAACGACUUGCCGGCUACUUUAAACACAUUAACGAAACUGGCAGCAAAAAAACCAGCUGUUUCUCGUUUGAUUACGGUUUGUUUGCGUUUGGUGAAGAAAGGAGCAAAAGCACAAGUAAUGAAGGAAGUGAUACAGUUUCUAUCCACCAAAAUACCGAAUUUCGCUGAAGAAUUAAAAAAUGCAAAUCCCGACUGUGGUAAAGAAUAUCUCCGAAAUUUUAGAGACAUUUCGCGACGGCCAAUAAAUCCUUUGCCAAAUGCUGCUGCUAUUAAAGAGCUUUUAAAUGGUGGCAUGGAUAUUUGGCGCCUAAUUAUUUCAUUUGAUAUGAACGAAAUUAAAUCCUUAUUUGCUAAGAUGACUGGAAAAAUAAGUGUUCCACGUCGUUUUCGAAUUAGCAGAAUGAUUGGUGAUGUUAUGUCAGCUGCCGCUUCGCAAGGGAAUUUUGAACACAUCAACUUGAUGUUAGGUAAAUUGGAACAGCUAGCAGUCAUUGGGGAUGGAACUCAGUGGCGUACAUUUUGCAAUGACUGUGUGAAAGAAAUGGGUCCACUAGGAAAAAUUCAGGAAAUACAAGUUCGAUUUGCUUUUGAUGCUGUUCGAGUUCAGCUGGAAUGUUGGCAUGCACGAUUCUCGAGAGUAUCGAACAAUGCUCAGUUCGUCCACGUUACCCAGGCAUUGAACUCGACGGUGAAAGCAUUGAUACAAUCAUCCAUGACAAGUCCCGUAACAAUGGGAAAAAUGAUGCUCCAUACAGUCACAUUCUUCAUCAAUACUAGCGAAUGGGAUUUUCUGUUGCGCUCUUUUGUAAAAUUGAAAAGUCCGUUUUUGGAUGCAGCCAAAAUGAUUGCUGCUUAUAUGACAAGCACCGAUCCGACAGUUGCUCGGCAAAUUGUUGAAGGUCCAUGGUGGCAUGUUAUGAAUUCAACCUUCCAAGAGCUUCCGUUGAACAGUAAACGACGAAACGAUGGAUCGCUGGUUCGUGAGCAAACGAAGCAACUGCUGACAAGAACACAAUUCCUAGAUAUGUUGCGACUUAUCAAAGAAUAUCGAACUAUAUCUUUCCUAAUUAGCUUUCUUGGUAAAAUGUUUGGCGCAUCUGGAAAUGUAUCGAAAAUGAGGAAUGAAUGUGAUGGAUUAUCAUCAGGACAGGACAUUAAUAAAAAUAUAUUCGUUGAGCAUCCCGACUAUUGGCAGUCUAGCUUCGAAAAGAAAGGAUCUGAUGAUGAAUUAUGUUUCAAUCUGCCUUUUUUAACUGAAUGUCUCGAUAUGGUAUUCAAAAAUGCGCUAAUUGUCAAUCCGAUAAAUGCAUUCUGGUUACGAUCCUAUGCUGAUUUUUGCUACGCUUGUGAUAAAUUUUCCGAUGCUUUGGUUCUUUACAUGGAAGCAUGUGUGGCUUGCAGUGAUUCUUUGAUGAGACCUCUUCCUGAUAAUGUUGUUGAUGAUGUGAUGUGGCUCAAAGUUCAACGAUGUUUGCGUAUGGGUGGUGCUGAAACUUUAAGUGUCUUGAUUUGUCAGCUCAUGCGUAAUCCUACUGAACGUUACGUUCCAACAGCAUCUUCUCUGCUGGAGACUCAUGGUGAUACACUUGAUGCUUGUACGGCCUAUUUCCCACUUAUUAGUGAUAUCAAUUUGGCUGAAUUCAUGAGUGAUGUGUACGAAAAGCUUCACCUUCACAAAAAAGAGCAGCUAUUGUUGCGAGCAAUUUCGGUACCAGAGAUAAAUUCUCACAAUGUGAGCCAACUUGAAAGGUUUCGGAGACGUGAACGAUUUUUACUUGUUCUUUGUGCACAUGUAUUCAGGAUACAUUUUUGAUUUUGAUUUUGUGUUUGGUGUUCCUUGGUAUAAAUGGGCUUUAGUAGAUGAAGCAAUAUUUCCCUCUAGAAAAAGAGUUGGAAGUAGACAAGGAGAUAUUUCGAAGACUUGAUUUAGUUCUUCGAAUUAAUAUGGAUAUUAG
Loa loa (African eye worm) is the source of this 3160-nucleotide messenger RNA. RefSeq lists its product as hypothetical. The coding region runs from base 1 to 3018 and encodes 1005 amino acids. Gene Ontology annotation, cellular component: integrator complex. Gene Ontology annotation, biological process: snRNA 3'-end processing. The transcript has 25 exons. The record is from RefSeq and is a predicted model, not a curated record. Lineage: Eukaryota; Metazoa; Nematoda; Chromadorea; Rhabditida; Onchocercidae.